AUGAGCCAACAUACCGGCUAUGACGAUUUACAAACCCAUAUCCGUCAACUGAAAACACCUGCAAUCGAGACGUGGGAAAAUCAGUAUAGCCACCGAGAUUACACAAUCGAGAUUACUAACUUGGAGUUCACUGCGGUAUGUCCUAAAACGGGACUCCCGGAUUUCGCGACACUCUGCAUUGCUUAUGUGCCAGAGCAACAUUGUGUUGAACUGAAAUCCUUGAAGGAGUAUUUCCUCUUCUACCGAGAUGUCGGUAUCUUUCAUGAGCACGUCGUGAAUAAGGUGUUGGAGGACUUUGUUGAAGCGUGCCAACCGCGGAAGGCAGAAGUUGUCGGAGACUUUAACAUCCGCGGCGGCAUCAAAACAGUUGUGCGUGCAACUUACAACGCGAGUUAA
Molecule: messenger RNA, 396 nt
Organism: Geodia barretti
Lineage: Eukaryota; Metazoa; Porifera; Demospongiae; Tetractinellida; Geodiidae
Source: the annotation of a GenBank genome assembly